Molecule: messenger RNA, 4101 nt
Organism: Alnus glutinosa
Lineage: Eukaryota; Viridiplantae; Streptophyta; Magnoliopsida; Fagales; Betulaceae
Product: probable disease resistance protein At4g27220
Exons: 3
Coding region: 600-3506 (968 amino acids)
Molecular function (GO): ADP binding; protein binding
Source: RefSeq, a predicted model, not a curated record
AUGAUGGCUCUAGAUCGUCAAACCCCAGAAAUCUUAAAACAUAUCAAAUCAAAAAAUUCAACGUAAUCAAGCUGCAAAUGGGGACAAAAGAAAACCCCGGACCCUUUUGAACUAAACCCAUUCAUAGCCCCAUACCCCUUUGAACUAGACCCCAAGCACCCAAGCAACGGAGAGAGAGAGAGGGAGAGAGAGCAGUACCGAAGCAACGGCGGAGCUGGAACGCGGGAUGAGGAAUCUCCGUUGAAGGGGCGAGCUGGAGUCGCCGUUGAAAUUGCACAACGCCAAAGAAGAAAUCGCAAUCAGUGAAGAAAUCACACAGCGCCAAAGAGAGAUGCACAGAAAGUGGAAGGCGGGAGGAAAGUGAAAGAAGCGGGAGAAGUGCGAUAAAAUGAUAUAAAAUGAAUGGCGUGAGAGACUUUCUGACAGGAGCUGUUUUGGUGAAAUUAUGGAGAGCUCGAUACAAGAGAGAUUUUUGAGAUAUUUCUCUAUUAUUUGGUGAAAGGUUUGAAAUAGCGACUUUGAUUCUGAUGCUCUAAGAAAAGUCAACUGCUGCUGGAGCAGAUCGGCAUUUCAUUCCAACUUGCAAGAUCUUUGUGACCAUGGAUAUUGGUGGGAUUAUCAUUUCACUACUUAAUUCAUCAUGGGCGCCUGUUGCCAAACAGUUCUCUUAUUUCAGAAAUGUUCAGAAGCGCCUAGAGGCACUUCAUGUCAAUAUUGAAGGACUAAAUGGUCAAGCAAAUGACAUUAAAAUGGAGAUGGAUACGGGAAUAGCAUACUUGAAUAAGAAGCCAAAAAGUGAGGCACAAUUGUGGCUCAAACAUGUGGAAAAAGUAAAUAAUGAAGUGAGUAGCUUAGAAAAUGAAAUCAGCAUUAAAGGAAGAUGCAUGAACGGCUGUUUUCCUAAUUGUUGUUCACGUUAUAAGUUAGGAAAGCGUCUUGUACAAAAGAUUAAAGACGUGGCUGAGCUUCAAGGAACAGGAGUAUUUCCAAAUGGCUUAUUCGUUGAUUUAUUGCCAAAUGGAGGAAAUUUUAUGCCAGCAACAGGAAUAAUAGGUGAAACAAUACCGAGGAAGGUUUUGCAUGAGAUUUGGGAAUGUCUGAUUGAUGACAAUAUCAGUAGGAUAGGUGUUUAUGGAAUGGGUGGUGUUGGAAAGACAACUAUCAUGAUGCAUGUCAAUAAUCUACUCAAUGAUGCCCAGAUAUUUGAUAAUGUUUUUUGGGUGACUUCAUCAAAAGUCUUUGACUUGGAAAAAUUACAAAUUGACAUAGCAAAUGCAGCACACUUGGAUCUCUCUUACGUUGAAAAUGUGACGAGGAGAUCAACCCUAUUAUUUGAACAUUUGCAGAGAAUGAAAAAAUUUACACUAAUCAUAGAUGAUUUAUGGAGUAAGUUUCUCUUAGAAGAGGUGGGGAUUCCACAACCAAAUAAAGAUAAUGGUUGUAAGUUAGUAUUCAUUACUCGACUCAUGGAAGUCUGUCGGGGCAUGGAGACACAUAGGGAAAUCAAAGUGGAUGUAUUUUCUCAGCAGGAAGCCUGGAAUUUGUUCAUUGAUAAAGCAUGUAUGGAUGAAUUUCUUUCUCCUGCAAUAGAAUCCACAGCAAAGCUGAUUAUUGAAGAAUGUGGUCGCUUGCCACUUGCAAUCAUCACUGUUGGACGAGCCAUGAGGAAAACCAAUGAUGUGAGAGUUUGGAAAAAUGCAUUGGAAGAAUUGAAAAGCACAAGAGCAGAAAUUGAAGGCAUGGAAGAAGAUGUUUUUGCACGUCUGAAAUUUAGCUAUAACCACUUAAAAAAUGACAAGGUUCGGGCUUGCUUUUUGUACUGUGCGUUGUUUCCUGAGAACUACAAAAUUGAUGUUGAGGAGCUGAUCGAGUACUGGAUGUUAGAAGGUUUGAUAGAUGAAGUCUGGGAUAGGGAGCAUGAGAUCAACAAAGGCCAUGCAUUACUUAAGGAACUGAAAGACGCUUGCCUGCUGGAGGGUAUCGGGACAGGGUAUGUAAGAAUGCAUGAUUUGGUGAGGGAUUUAGCAAUUAGAAUCACAAGGGUGAGUCCUCGGUUUAUGGUCAAAGCUGGUGUUGGAUUGAAAACAUUGCCAACGACAUGGAUGGAAGAUGUAGAGAGGGUCUCCCUAAUGGAAAAUAACAUUGACGCUCUUCCAGAUCACUCCACUAGCAUGAAUUUAUCAACUUUGCUCCUGCAACAGAACCCCCUCUCAAAGGGCAUCCCUGAUUUAUUCUUGUUGAACAUGCAUAAUCUUAGAGUACUUGAUCUAUCUGGUUCCAAAAUUAAGUCACUCCCAGUUACACUUUCCACUUUACGGAAUCUCCGUGGACUCCUAUUACGUCUUUGUGAGCUUGAAACGUUACCUUCACUAGCAACCCUGAAAGAGCUGAGAGUGUUGGACCUGUCGUCUACUCUAAUCGAACAGUUGCCAUGUGGUAUUGAAGGCUUGGUAAAUCUCAGGCGUCUUGAUCUUUCUUAUACGGAAGAAUUAAAGAUGUUUCCUGCAGGGGUUAUAGCAAACAUGUCUCGUCUAGAAAACCUAUCGAUGUUUAAAAGCAAAUGGAGAUGGUCAUUGAGUACACAAGGAGAAGGGGAAGGAGCAGAUUUUUCAGAAAUCACUAACUCCUCACAACUAAUUGAUCUUGGUCUUUCCUUUGAGGAUCAAUACAGCUUCAACAACUAUGUGAGAUCUGGACAUUGGCGGGGGCUGAAAAGCUACCGCAUUGGAAUAGGACUUUUGUCAGGCCUUUUACCUAUUUCCAAAGGAACUUUUAGUGUAGCAGUUCAAGGCUGUAACAUCGUUACAAAUGGGAGUUCAAUCGAGAUCCCAGACAACACUCAAGAGUUGGCAUUACAGGGUUGUCAUGACAUCGAUAUUCUAUCCAAACUGUCAAGCAUAUCGAAUUUGGAUAGUCUAAAACAGUGUUACAUCUCCAGUUGUAGUGGGUUAGAGUACAUCAUAAUGGCAGAUGAAAAUUAUUUUCCUAGCCUGGAGAAAUUGAUCCUCCGAAAGCUGCUUAACGUAAACGCCAUUUGUAAUGGAACUGUGGUUGAUAGUGUAUUCUCAAAGUUAAAGACUCUGCAUAUUGAUAGCUGUAAUAGACUCAAGUACAUAUUCACAUUUGGGUUGUUACAGAGCCUCCAAAAUCUUGAAGAGGUCGAGGUGUGGAAUUGUCAUUCAGUAGAGGACAUAAUAGAAGGGGAGGAAACCAGUGGAGUACAUAGCAAUGUAUUGCCUCCUUUAAUGAUUCCAAGGCUGCAUGUCAUAUACUUAUCUUCUUUACCUGAAUUGAAAACCAUCUCUAAAAGGGCACUAGUUUGUAAUUCAUUAGAAUCCGUUGAUGUAUGGGACUGUGAGAAGCUAAAGAAGCUGCCGUUUUCAAUGGCCAACUUGCCUUUCUCUCUCAAACGCAUUGGGGGAAGCCAAAAGUGGUGGGAUGAGUUGUACUGCGAUGAGACUGGUUGUAAGAAUCUUUUGCAACCCUUCUUCAUUGAAGAUAAAUGAUUCACAAGGCACCCCAUCGUCAGGCUUUUUGGUGAAUAUGCAAGUUGCAUUCAACAAUGACUUGAUGUUGAUUCGUGGCAAAGCAGCAUUGCGUAUCUCUCAAAUGCUAUGGCUUCUAACUUUCCACGUGAGUUUGAGACUGCCUCUAUCAACAAGCAACUUUCCUAUGCUGUGUUGGUCACCACACUAAGACCAAUUGGGAAGGCAAUGCUAGAUUGCAUUUCACCACUCAUUUUCUUCACAAAAGGGAGAGCUCGGUAUUCUUGUUAGAUUACACUCGAAGAAAAGCAAGCAAGGGAUGAUACACAGGUUUUUUAAGGAUACUGGUGUCUCUCUAAAGGUGAAGGUUUGAAGCUUGACCUGUUACAGUAAAAAUUUGUGUGAGAAUAAUGGUUCCUUUUAUCUUUUUUUUUUUUUUUUUUUUGGAUGAAUGAAGGUUCCUUCUAUCUUUUAGAGGUUUAAGGCUAAAUUUUGUUCUGAAUCAUUUGACUAGCUAGUUGUUGUUUGUUUUAAUUAGACCAGCUCAUUUUGGGCAAUAAGUCCAUUUUUUUAUUUCUUUAAUUCAAUUUUUAUCUUUUUAAAGAAAAGUAUACAU